UCCUUCCCUAACUCUUCUUCCAAGCUUUCUCAAACCCUUCCCCUUACUCGUUGAACCCAUGACCACCAUUUCAUCUGCAAGAAAUUGGGCAAAGAAAAAUUUAGAUUGAACCUUGAAGGUGAUGAAGAUUAAUGGCGAAAUCUUGAAACUGAAAACACCAGUAAUAACGUUGGACGUAGUAAAAGACUACCCAGGUCAUGUUUUACUGGAAUCAGAAGCAGUGAAGAAGUUUGGUGUCAGAGCUAAGCCACUGAAACCAGAACAAGAACUGAAGCCAAACAAAAUAUAUUUCCUUGUUGAAUUGCCUUUGUUUCCUAAAGAAGAAAUUAGUAGAGUUCCAAGAAGAGUGAAAUCUGCUGUUCAGAUGAGUGCAAAGGGUCGACUCGAGUGUCUCAUGUUAACACGAAGAUCGGCUUCUGAUUUGUCGAUUUCGAAGCCGAAUAAUGGACCGAUUCAGUUGAAGAUGAAGUUGCCGAGGAGUUUAGUUCAGAAGCUGGUAGAAGAAGGGGAAGUAAAGAUGAAGGUAUGUGGGUCCACAAAAAUAAAGGUUAUUUUUUAAACUGAAAAGAAAAAGAAAAGAACACAAUUCAUGUCCUCACGCGCUCCAUUUGUAGUGAGACACAA
Nicotiana attenuata is the source of this 624-nucleotide messenger RNA. RefSeq lists its product as uncharacterized. Bases 122 to 559 code for a protein of 145 amino acids. The transcript has a single exon. NCBI's taxonomy places the organism in Eukaryota, Viridiplantae, Streptophyta, Magnoliopsida, Solanales, Solanaceae. The record is from RefSeq and is a predicted model, not a curated record.